Molecule: messenger RNA, 4995 nt
Organism: Girardinichthys multiradiatus
Lineage: Eukaryota; Metazoa; Chordata; Actinopteri; Cyprinodontiformes; Goodeidae
Gene: cfap221
Product: cilia and flagella associated protein 221
Exons: 25
Coding region: 168-2696 (842 amino acids)
Biological process (GO): cilium assembly; cilium movement
Cellular component (GO): cilium
Source: RefSeq, a predicted model, not a curated record
UCUCCUCGCGCUCUAACCUCUUUCCCGCCCCUUCCCCGUCACCAUGGUAACGCAGGCGUCCGGUCAGUUCUGUUUACAAACAGCGAGAGGUGUCUAAGUGUUUAGACGUCACAGCUCCGCCUUCUAUCAUCUCUCUCAUGAGGAGCCAGAGCUGACCUUUUGCCAGGAUGGAGGUGGCCCCGUCUGGCCCGCAGACGCUCUUGGAGGCCCACAGGAGAGGGACGCCUCUGCCCCUGAGCCAGCUGGUGGAGGAAACCAGGAGCAGAGCCAGCAUCCCAAAUCAUUUGCUGGACUCAAAGAUCUAUGCCAAACCGAAAAGCAACAGUCAGAUCCAUGCCGAGCCCUCGGAGCUGCACUUCAGCAGCUUUGAGCUUGGAAAGAAUUACACCAAGAUCCUGCAGAAACUAAUCAACACCUCAUCUGAAGCAAUAAAUAUUCAUAUAAUUCCAACCCAAACAAAGUAUUUCCAGACAACUUACACCAAAAAGUGUCGGCUCAUCCCCGGCCUCGCCUACACCUUGAAGAUUGCGUUCUGCCCGGAGGAGUGGCGCUACUUCUAUGACUGCAUCCGUGUUCACUGCAAGGGUGAAGAGAACCUGUUAAUUCCAGUUCAUGCUUACCCUGUCAUUGAUGACCUGCACAUCCCCCCUCACAUCGACCUGGCAGCCGUUCCGCUCGGACAAAGGUGUGUGUGGAGAUCCGUGGUGGAGAGUGCUCUGACCUUCCAUCUGCCCAGUGUUCAUCGAGCAAUUCCCCUGAGAUGCAGCUGUCCAAUUGACUUUGAGUUUCAGGUGUAUGUUAUUCAGCCACACGAGGCCUUCUCCAUCCACCCCCUCACAGGUGUGAUACCAGCCAAUGGAGAAGCAAAGAUUACUGUGACGUUCUGUCCUCUCCAGUAUGAAAGGUCUCAGUUCACCUUCCAGCUGGUUGUCUCCCAGUUCAACACCAAACCCUACCUGUGCACCAUCAACGGGAGCUCAACUCUUCAUUUAGCACUCGGCCAGUUGGACAGAAAACCAGAUGACAGACUUGCUACCCCUGCAGAAUACAGAGGACGUCCACUUCCUGCUCAACGACCUCCUAGAUGUAAAAGCAGGCAGAGUUCGAUCAAGGAGGCUGACAAAUUAAAGGAGGUUGUUAAGCAUGGGCCACCACCUUCAGUGGAUGUCUGUAUGCCUGCAGGGGUGGCGAAGAUGCUUAUCAAAGACAUCAAUAAACUCAAUUCAAAAGAUCUAAAGAAAGCCUUGUCCUGCGGCAGUAUGAAAGGAAAACAAAGCAGGACGAUGAAAGAGGCUCUGUUCAUGAAAAAGGUUCAACAAGCUGCAGGGGAGGAACAAGCACACCAUCUCAGAUGGCAAGUUCAUCCAGGUAUGGAGCCGGUGUCGGAGCAAAGGCAGCGGCAGAUACUAGAGGAAAGAGAGAUGGCUCUGCAUGAAUACAUGGUUGAAAAGGGAGAUGAAGACUUUGCUCUGGAACAGACCAAACUUUCUUCUAGACGGAUGCUUCGUGAUGCAGGACAGGAUCCAGACGGAGAACCAGUCUUCCAGCUGUACACCAGUAUUCACUGGGAACUGAGACAGAGAGUCCUCACACUGUUUCAGCAGGCAGCUCGGAAGGUAGUAAUUCGGUGCCGCUUGCAGCGCAGACUGGCCUCUUUAAAGAAACUGGCAGAGAGCAUAAGGAAGGUUCCCUCAGUGGAGAACGUUAAGGACAGAAAAUGUGAGUUUGAAGUAUCUGUAGACAACGUGUUGCCGUCAUCCUUCCCCAUUUUCCCCCAGGAGGUCAAUCCCAUGGAUUGGAGGAAUUUGGUGGCAUUGCCUGUGGAUCCUAUUGAUGUGACUGUGACAGCACACAUUCCUUUCUUCAAGCUCCAGGUUCCCCAGCACUAUAAGCUCAUGGGUUACCGGCCUGCGUCUGUUUGGGAAGCAUUUAACUCCUAUGUUCCCACAACACUGGCCAGGCCUCUUCGUGCUAGACCUCAGGAUGCGCAGGAACCUGUUGAAGAGGGGCACAAACUUCUCAGAACGAUGGAGCUCAAAGUCGGGCAGAAUGCAGAGGAGCUUGUAUCCGCAAAGGAGACUGCUAGACUCUCUUUCAGUGCUCCUGAAGCUCUGAUCAGGCCUUUUCCUGCAAACCCUCUCAGAAUCUUUAAUCCAGCCCCGGGCCUUCAGUCUUAUAAACCACAGCCUAAGUACCUGGAGAGCGAUUUGGAGUUUCACCUCUGUCCUCUGCCAAGGUAUACACUCCGUGAGAGCAACACCUCCGGCCUAAUGACACUAACUCCACACGCUGAGUUUCUCCAUCAUGAGGGAUCAGUCCACGGGAUCACGAAACAGAGGAACCCUGAUUCAGUCUCUUUAUUAUCCGAGUCCGUCCCGCUCGCCACUAACAGCUCCCCUCGUAGGUUCGUUGACUACAACACAGAUAUCCUCCCUCUCUCUGCACCUCCUCUUCUUGCCGCCCUCCCCGACGGUCUUCCACCGCUAACAGAGUCCCCGUGUGUAGGUCCAGGGGUCCAGCUGACACCAGAGAUUAUCAGAGCCGAGUUCCUGCUGAAGAAAGCUCCCGUCUCCAAUAGCAACCUCACCGCAGGAAUAAGAGCCAGACUGGAGGUGACCCACAGGUCUGAGAUAAACCAGAUGCAAAGAAGACUGAUGGCCAGACUGAAGCAGCUUGAAGGAGAGAAACCUGAAUAGGCAAAACCGCUGCACACACACAUCCUCUUCAGGAAUAAACACAACUGCUUUCCUCCGGAGGCACAUUAUUCAGCAGCCAUCCUACUCAGCCGCAUGCAAGACUCUCUUUUGUCUGUUUUGCCACUUCUAUAUAAUGAAACCUAGUUACUUUCUCGCCCACCUGUAAAGCUUCUUCUCUCCCACUCAAAAUUGCAUAUAAGCCUCCCUUCUGAGCUCUCAGAAAGGCUGGAACUGUGUUACCCUACCACCUACUUCAUUCAGAUCCGUGUGCAGCGAAGGCACAGCUACAGUAUGUUCCAACAAGCUGCACCACAUCAACUCUGACAGCUUGGUUUUGAUAUUAACAGGACUGUUAAUGGUUUAAAUGCAGAUGAAAGCCAAAUAAUUUCACCCUCUCUGUACGUCUGACAAUGAGUCCUAAUUGAGGUUUUGUGUUUUGAGAAGAUUCAGCUUUUAAUUUGACCUACAGCCUUCUGAUUUUCAGGGACUGCGUAUUAUUCUAAUGUUAAUUAGAGACAUCAGUUCAACAUUCACACUUAUGCUGUUGUAAAAAAAAAAAAAAAAAAGCAGCUGACUUCAGGAUUUGAUUAUCAAAUAAGCUGACAAGCUGCGAAGUCACCAGGAUGUAAUCCAGCGCACAUGUCGCCUAUCACCCAUAGAGGGAGCUCCAGCUCUAUGCCUCUAUCAGGUAGAAGCAGCUGCUUGCAUGUUUGUCUAACAGUGAAUAUUUGUACACUUACGGAUGGCAGUGGACUGUAGAAAAAUAAGGUGACACUGAAUUGCCUGUUUGUACUCCCUUCUACAGACACACACAAAGCCAAAAAAAGGUCACAUUAUUUAGACUUGUGGUAGGAUCCAAACAGAACUGCAGAAGCAUGUAAUUUUAUGGCUAUGCUUUCAGAUUACAUUUUAAAAGAAGAAUGCUCUUGUUUUGGCUACGAAGGACAAUCCGACAGAAAAAUAUCUUAUUUCAUUAUUAAAAUUUUUAGAAAUAUUUUUUUUCUUCUUUGUUGGUCAAAAACUAAAGCCCAGCAGGGAUAGAGAUACAUGUUCCUCACAGACUGUAAUAAAAAUAGUAGUAACAAAAGUAUAUUGAAGGACAUAGAGACACUAUUCACAUUUCAAUAUAUUACUCUCCUGAACCACAAAGUUUAGUUUGUUUUUGUUAAUUUUAUAAAUAAAAAUCUGAAAUAUGUGGUGUGCAUUUAUAUUCAGCUCCCCUGAGUCAAUAUAACGCUGCCACCUUUGCACAUCAAGAGACUAAAAUGUUCUUCUUAGCAAAAUAGCUCAAGCUCAGCCAGACUGGAUAGAGAUCAUGUUUGAACAGCAGUUUUCAAGUCUGGCCACGGAUUCUCAUUUAGAUUCACAUGAAUUAGGUUUGAUCUAAGCUUUACGCUCUAGCUGCAUGUUUUUUGGUCAUUGUCCUGCCGGAAGGUGAACCUCUGUCCCAGUCUCAAGUCUUUUGCACCCUCUAACAGGUUUUCUUAGAUGACUGACUUGUAUUUAGCCUCAUCCAUCUUCCCGUAAAUUCUGACCAGCCUCCGUGACUCUGGUGAAGAGAAGCGUUCCCACAGCAUGAUGCUGCACCAUCACUACACAGGGUGUGAUCAGGGUGGUGUGUAGUGUUAGAUUCCCACCAAAAAUUGUAUCUUGAUCUUUACGGACCUGAGGACAUUCAUGUUUGCUGUGUGUCCUUCUGCAAAUGUCAAAUGGGACUUUUGAUUUUCUCUUAACAGGGUAUUUGAUUUUUGGACUGAGCAACUAAUAGGGUGGCUGUGGCUCAGUAAGCAGUAGGAAGAGUAGAUGAAUCGGACUGCUGUGGAUGCGACCCCCGCCACAUGUCAGUGUGCCUUUUGGCAAGGAAGUAAAUCUCCAGUCCCUUUUCACUACUGCUGGUGUUAAGUCUAGUAGCCCUUUGAGUCCUGGUAGGAUUAGAAAAGUGCUACUAAAAAAACAAUAGUUGUCCCCUGAGCUGUGGAUCUCUGCAGCUCCUCCAGAGUUAAAAUGGACCUAUUGAUUGCUUUCUUUGAUGAAUUCUUUCCUUGCCUCGCCUACACAGCAUCCCCAGAGCAUGAUGCUGCUGUUACCAUUGCCCAUUAACAUCAUGUGAUCAGGCUGAGCAGUGUUAGUUUAGUGAAUUCUGGGCUGAUUAUAUUUCAGGGUUUUAUGGUAAUGAGGCCUGAAUGCAGAACAUGCAGAACAUUUCAGAUUUAUAAAAAAACAAACCUUUAAAAGUGUGUUUUAUAGAAUAAUGCAGUAGUUUGUGUUGGCCUGUCCCAUAAAAACCCAAUGAAACAAA